Molecule: messenger RNA, 3570 nt
Organism: Mobula hypostoma (lesser devil ray)
Lineage: Eukaryota; Metazoa; Chordata; Chondrichthyes; Myliobatiformes; Myliobatidae
Gene: selplg
Product: selectin P ligand
Exons: 3
Coding region: 292-1449 (385 amino acids)
Biological process (GO): leukocyte tethering or rolling
Cellular component (GO): plasma membrane
Source: RefSeq, a predicted model, not a curated record
UGGAAAGAGAGAGGAGCUGGGUCAGGCUCUUUCUGACACACUUCCUGCUCUUCUGUCGAGCAGGUUAUUUUGAAAGUAAAUGGCGCAUGAAGUCUUGUGGUAGUUUUCCGUGGAUUAAGCUGGACUCCGAGUGCAUUCAACCGGAUCGAUUUAUUUUCAAUAACCUAUAAGAAACAAUAUCAGCUGUCUGUCCCACAGACCAGAGACGGGAUUGUACCCAGUAUUGAUUGCUCUAUUCCCAUUGGGAAACUGUUCGCCUGCACAUCAGUACGGGAACGGCUUCUUGCAGACAUGCAGGCGAUGUGGUGCCGUCUUUCUGUGCUCCUUGCCGUUGUGUCCAGCGUGGCUGUAAUGGGAGAAAGCACAAGUGCGAAACCAGGUACAACUGAACCAACUUCUGUUGUAACAACUGCUGAUGCACUGGGACAAAGCAUAGGGAAAAUGCCGGACACAUCUAGCUCAACUAAACCGAUCUCCGUUGCAACAAGUGUCAGUGUGUUGCAGAGCACACGGACAACUUUGCAGACAACUGAUUCCACUGAACAAACUUCUGUUGUAACAAGUGCCAAAGCACUGGGACAAACCACAAGUGAAACUCUGGAGGUAUCUCAUUCAACACAGCCAGCUUCCACUGGAGUGACCCAAAACCCAAGCAGCACAACGAGUUUACCAGCUCCUUUAACUCUGUAUCGAUCCAGCACAAGCACGCUCACUUCCACAACAGAUCCCCGGAUUCAAACAGCCCAAGGUGUCAAUUCUUCUCAACAACCUACUACUGAUGCGAUAGGAUUGUCUGCCUCUACUGGACUUGAAGAAGGGACCAGUACCAGCCAGGAGCCCACUGUCACUGAUAGAUCUGAGCAGUGGACGACAGCUGACCCUGCAAGUGUGUCUGAAGUCACAUCGUUCUCUACUCCGGUCACCAAUAUUUCAGAGGGUAAUGGGAUUCUUGGUCCAGGUGUAAAGGGGAAAACACAAUCUCCUCCAACCAGCAUGAUUACUUCAGCAACAACAACUACUGCUGCCACUUCCAGUAAAGCAAGCGGAAGCAAGGUGACCUCAGCAGUUCCCGUUGUCAAUCAUCUCACCAAAGUCACCACCAAAAAUUACAAUAGACUUACAACUGCUCAAGCAACAACCAAGAAAAUUAGUCUUGUGACUCAGUGCCUCAUAGUCAUUGCCAUUCUGGCAGGCAUCUGUACCAUCUUUGUCAUCUGUACCAUCGUCCUGUGCACCAAGCUCUCCACCCAAAGGCACAACUACAGAGUUAACCAGAUGAAUGGCACAGAACUGAUGUGCAUCUCUGCUCUACUGCCUGAAGAAGAAAGAAAGAUGAGGAAAAAACUGCGCCCAAAACGGUUAAGAGAUUUGAAGGAAACCAUGACUGGGCAAAACAGCGACACUGAUGACGAUGACCUUACCCUCCAGAGCUUUGUGACCGAACACUAGAGCUUCCCAUUAACCUGUAGGCGCAGAGACAACCUCCUGGCCCUGAGAUAAUUAUACAGCAACUGGAUGAACCAAAUAUUGAGCUUUGAUUAAUAACAUAGAAGUAUCUCUGCAGACUGAGAUCUGAAAGGUAUCGAGGAGUGAUGGUUUUCUCUAUAUUGUGUUCUUUUGGACUUCCUGAUUUACACACUGCUCUUGCAAAGGCUUUUGUUAUGAGCAGACCUGACUCAGUUGACAUCUGACUACAGAGAUCAGGUUGCUACGCAAAACUUACAUGCUCUCGACAAAUUUUUAAAACAUCUUAAGUAUAAAUAUUUUGUUUUAAGUGGACUUGCUUCAUUGAGGAUAAUGAUAAUUGGAGGCAAAGUUUUGAUUAUAGAUUAAGUCUCAAACAUUCCUGAGGUCUUUGUGAAGAAACUUAGCAUACUGGAGAGUGAGCUCCUGAAGCACUGAUUCGUUUCUUCUGCGGCCUAGCCAGUCCCCCGAGCUGAGGGACCAACUCUCUUGCAGGUGGCAUUGCAGCAAAGUGGGAUUAACUUAAUAAGGUGAAAAAUGAAAAUCUGCUUAAUUCAUUUAUGAGUCAGAGCUGAUAAUAUUGACCAUUGACCACCGAUCAGUUUGGUAGACACAUUUUUCUUCGCAGACGGGGAAAUGAAGGCCUCUGGGGAAGAGGUGAGGCCUGGGGGUGGGGCAGAUCAGGCACAGUCAUAUUGGAUGGCAAGGAGAACUUGAAGGACUGAGGGGCCCACUCCUGCUCCUACUUUCUUGGCAGGAAGACCUGCUGAAGGAAGUAGUGAAGUCUCUGCACUUUCUAAGAGAGGGUGACACAGAACUCCAAAUCAGUGGGAUGCGUUUCGGGUUCAGUACCACGGAUAACCUACCUUUCUGGGGUUUGUGAAUGUGGUGGAACUGCCGAGCAACGACAGGAACAAAGUGUGGUAAAAACAAUCACCUCCUCUGCAACAAACUGGUCACCUUUAAAUAAAUACCACUCUGCAAUCCCACCAAUUCUUGCCCCUCAGCGCCGCUGUCUGCCUCACCACAUUCGUACUGGGAAAGCAGCCACAAGCAUCACUGAGUUGGACAAAGAACUGACAGACACGAAGAUCUGAGUGGUCCCCAUCCUGUGCCAAAAGAUACUGAGGCCUCAAUGGAUACAUUCAAAGUCUGACCUGCUUGUGGAUUCUGCAGAAGUUAGCAUACUGCCUCAUCUUUCAAAGCAGGUCUCUUAGUACUUUUAACAGGGGGCUGGCUAAGACUCAGUGUGGUGCACUGAAGAUCACCCCAUUCUGAAAGGUGCAAGUAACGUGCAGUCGGGCCUGUGGAUGGCCAAGUAGAGGAACCAGCAUUUCAGCUGCUCUACGAAGUAGGACUGAAUUGAAAAGAUGAAAUGUGCUUGUUGCAAAUUAUUAGUAAACUGUCCAGCUCUGGAACUGUGGGCUUCACGAGCAUCUCUUAAUAAAAUAAGACAGCACCAGUCUCUCUCUGAGUUUUGUUUUGAUAGAAGUGUUUUUUGUCAGCCAUUGUUAUAUGGGGCAAAAUCCCCAAGCAUUCUGAACUCUGGUUUUUAGACUAAACCUGAAAUUGUGAACUGGGACCAGUUUUGAGUUUCAGAUAAACCUUUUAUUUUAAGCUUCUCGAAAGGAAAUGGGUGUUUCUGGUAAGGCCCCCCCCCCCCAAUUGCUCAAACCACCUUGGUGAGAGACAGGGGACCUUCCAUUGAGAGUGCACGGUGCUGGGAAGGGUGUCCCGGAAUUUGGACCCAGUGAUAAAAGAUGCCGUGUGACUUGGGGGGGGGGGGGCGGCGACACAGUAUCAUAACGGUUAGCAUAGCGCUCUACCGCACCAGUGAUCAGCGUUCGAUUCCCACUGCCGUCUCUAAGGAGUUUGUACGUUCUUCCCAUGACUGCGUAGGUUACCACCAGUCGCCCUGGUUCUGUCCCACAAUCCUAAGAGGUGUGGGUUAGGGUUAGUAAAUUGUGGGCAUGCUAUGUUAGCGCUGGGAGAGUGGAGACAUUUGUAGGCUGCCCUCAGAACAUCUCGGACUACGUUGGUUGUUGAUGCAAAAACAGGGCAUCUCUUUGUAUGUUUUGAGGUUUGAAUGUGUAUGUGACAAAUAAA